Molecule: messenger RNA, 1938 nt
Organism: Arabidopsis lyrata subsp. lyrata
Lineage: Eukaryota; Viridiplantae; Streptophyta; Magnoliopsida; Brassicales; Brassicaceae
Product: translation initiation factor eIF-2B subunit delta
Exons: 4
Coding region: 747-1754 (335 amino acids)
Source: RefSeq, a predicted model, not a curated record
GCGACGGUAAUUCAUAUAGUUAAGAGAAUAAAAUCCUAUAUUUUAGACUAGCUAUGAAUUCCAUCUUAAUAUAUUAGUUUAAAAUUAUGCAAUUGUUAUGUAAGUAUAUAUAUUCUAUAGGAAUAAAAACAUGCAUUACCAGCAAAAUUAUGUGGUCAAAAAUGUAUAAUAGUAUUCUUUUACUAAUGCUGACGAAUGUAGAUUUCUCUGCUACAACAUUCAAAGUUUCAUCAAAAAGAUAAAAUUCCGAUGUCAGGUAUAAUUUAAAGUUUUGGGGUAAUAAUAUAAGUCAAAGAAGACAUUUGUGUUGAAUGUUUUUUUUAUCGUGGGGAUUGAUUCAAUGCAUUGUUACAACCUUUUGACUCUUUCUCUUGUUUCAUUUUUAAUUCGUUUUCUGAAUUAUACUUUUUAGACCCUUUCGUCGAUCGAACCUUUUACUUGAGCCCUACUCUAGCUAGUAAUACAUAAGCCAUAGAACAAUCUCUUAAAUUUGAUUACGACAGUUUAAAUAUAUAAAAAGAAGGAAAAAUCGCAUUAUUUAAAACGUGGUCAUAAUGCAAACGUUUGAUUUCGAUGAUUUUUAUUAAUAAAGGAAGCACGUAACCAUAUUUAUUAUUGACUGAUCAAAGAUCCUCCGAUUUCAUCAAGCCUAAUAAAACUCUCGAACACAGAUUCAAUAACAACGUCACCAAACCUCGAGGUUCUUUAAAGAAAGAAGCAUUUGAAGAAAAUCGUAACUUGACCCUAUGCAUCCUGCUGUGUACAAGGUUGGUCUUCAAUAUCUUUCUGGGGAUAUUUCUGGUGGCAAUGCCAGGUGUAUUGCGAUGCUCCAGGCAUUCCAAGAGGUUGUCAAAGAUUAUUCUACACCGCCUGAGAAGACUCUUAACAGGAACAUGGCUGCGAAAAUAAGUAGCUACGUCUCUUUUCUCAGAGAUUGUCGUCCGCUUUCGGUUAGCAUGGAAAACGCAAUCCGGUUUGUGAAAAACAGGAUUGCAAAGCUGCCUAUAACACUUUCUGAAUCUGAAGCAAAAGCUGCUCUUAAGUCAGAUAUCGCACGGUUCAUCAACGAGAAAAUCAUAGGGGCAGAUACGGUGAUAGUCAAACAUGCUGUCACUAAGAUAAGAGACGGUGAUGUCCUUCUGACCUACGGAUCUCCCACUGCUGUUGAGAUGGUAUUAUUACAUGCGCAUGAACUCGGGAAAAAGUUUCGUGUCUUGGUGGUGGAUUCUCGCCCAAAGCUUCAAGGGCAGCUACUGCUUCGUAGAUUGAUCAAACGAGGCAUUAACUGUGCAUACACUCAUAUAAAUGCCAUUUCAUAUAUCAUGCACCAAGUCACCAAAGUGUUUUUGGGCGCCUCAUCAGUUUUCUCUAACGGAACAGUUUACUCUAGGGUUGGGACUGCUUGUGUUGCAAUGGUGGCAACUGCUUUCCGUGUUCCUGUGCUUGUUUGUUGCGAAGCCUACAAGUUCCAUGAGAGGGUACUAUUGGAUUAUUCAAUAUGCUCGUCCAAUGAGCUCGGUGAUCCAAAUGCUAUUUCAAAAGUUCAUGGAAGAGAAGACAUAAACUACUUUGAUGGCUUGACCAACAAUGCAAACCUAAAGUUUUUGAACUUGAUGUAUGAUGCUACACCUUCAGAUUACAUUUCCAUGAUAAUCACAGAUUAUGGCAUGGUACCUCCCACAAGCGUGCCUGUCAUCGUGAGAGAAUGUCAGAAAGAACACAAUUGCUUUGAAAGCCCAAAAAUUGUUAUUUAGAAGAUUAAACGCAUAAAGAUGAAAUGAUAAUUUGAUAUGGAGGAGUAGGACGCAAGAUUGUAAGAAUGGUGGCUGCUCUGUUGGUUGUUACAUCUCAUUCUCUAUCUUAAUUCCAAUUCUGUGUGCUUCUUUCACUUUUUUCCCUAUAGAAUAAUACCAUUCUUGUUUUUUCUCAAUUUUCAAA